This is a messenger RNA of Neospora caninum, 390 nucleotides long. RefSeq lists its product as hypothetical. The coding region runs from base 1 to 390 and encodes 129 amino acids. The record is from RefSeq and is a predicted model, not a curated record. The transcript is spliced from 4 exons. NCBI's taxonomy places the organism in Eukaryota, Apicomplexa, Conoidasida, Eucoccidiorida, Sarcocystidae.
AUGAAGUUGAUUUGCUUGGUAGCAGUUGGCGUUUUGCCUGCAUUGAGAACAGCGGCGCAGCAGGCUCCAAAUGGCCCCAUCCCAUACAAAUUCCCCGAACGGCGCGGAGCAUUGGUUCCUCCUUCACCUCAACCGCUCCAAGCUGCGCAUUCGUACCAGGCUGCACCCGUAACAGUUUUCCCCGGGACAGGUCAUGCCUUACCUCCCUAUUUCCCAUUCCGCGACUACGAGCGCGCGAAACGGGAACUGGCAGAAAAAGAAAUGAAACCAGAGGAGAGGCCUCGCCCUCCAUGCCAACCAGCUGGUGAGGCAUACUCUGAAUAUGAGUGGACGCCGAGGCGCCAUGUUAGUUUAAGGCAGACAUGCAUGGGCAGCCACUGGCUGGCUUGA